Antrostomus carolinensis (chuck-will's-widow) is the source of this 651-nucleotide messenger RNA. RefSeq names its product brain mitochondrial carrier protein 1. NCBI's taxonomy places the organism in Eukaryota, Metazoa, Chordata, Aves, Caprimulgiformes, Caprimulgidae. The record is from RefSeq and is a predicted model, not a curated record. The annotation marks the transcript as partial. Gene Ontology annotation, biological process: transmembrane transport. The transcript has 6 exons.
GAUCGCCCCGGCGCUGCUGAGACAGGCGUCGUACGGCACCAUCAAGAUCGGCAUCUACCAGAGCCUGAAACGACUGUUUGUGGAUCGCAUGGAAGAUGAAACGUUGCUAAUCAAUGUAAUCUGCGGGGUGGUUUCGGGAGUGAUCUCCUCUGCGCUUGCCAAUCCGACAGACGUGCUGAAGAUUCGAAUGCAGGCUCAAGGUAGUUUAUUCCAGGGUGGCAUGAUUGGCAGCUUCAUCGACAUCUACCAGCAGGAGGGUACCCGAGGCCUCUGGAGGGGUGUUGUCCCAACAGCUCAGAGAGCUGCCAUCGUGGUGGGGGUGGAACUGCCAGUCUACGACAUCACCAAGAAGCACUUAAUUCUGUCUGGCCUGAUGGGUGACACCAUCUUUGCCCACUUUGUUUCCAGUUUUACAUGUGGGCUGGCUGGUGCCAUCGCCUCCAACCCUGUGGACGUGGUGCGGACACGGAUGAUGAACCAGCGGGCGAUUGUGGGCAGCACGGAGCUCUACAAGGGCACUCUGGAUGGGCUGGUGAAGACGUGGAAGAGUGAGGGCUUCUUUGCACUCUAUAAAGGUUUCUGGCCCAACUGGCUUCGGCUUGGUCCCUGGAACAUCAUUGUAUCCUUCACCGCGCUGCUGGGAGGUCACGG